Messenger RNA from Chaetomium strumarium, 2155 nucleotides. RefSeq names its product cytochrome oxidase assembly protein-domain-containing protein. Gene Ontology annotation, molecular function: oxidoreductase activity, acting on NAD(P)H, heme protein as acceptor. Gene Ontology annotation, cellular component: mitochondrial inner membrane. The record is from RefSeq and is a predicted model, not a curated record. The transcript has 2 exons. Gene Ontology annotation, biological process: heme A biosynthetic process. NCBI's taxonomy places the organism in Eukaryota, Fungi, Ascomycota, Sordariomycetes, Sordariales, Chaetomiaceae. The coding region runs from base 172 to 1671 and encodes 499 amino acids.
CGAAUACGCAAUUCCAAUUGCUGGAUCGGACAGUAGCAACGCCGAAGACCCCGGCCGCCUGAGAGGUCUGAAUGGUGGGCUGAUCGUCUCGUGGGUCUUUUUUGUCCGAUGUGAGCUCACGAAACGAGAGCUGCCAACAACAACCGCCAUUGCCGGCGCAAAGCCACCACGAUGGCCUUCUUUCAGCUCGGUCUGCGCAGGACCGCUGCGCAUAUCUCUCGGGUGCCGGUCGUCUGCGGUCCGUGUCUACGGCAGCAGCUGCCCGCGCGCCCGGCGUCGCGAGUCCUGAAGCUCGUGAGAGCUGCGCGGCGCUAUACCUCGACCGCCGCCGAGGCCCAGACCCCGCUUGGAUCGUUAAGCAACAGCAUCGCCAAGUCUGCCAGUUCGGUUGCGCAAACGUCGGCAGCUAGAAGCUCCGGGAAGACCUCGUCAUUUCCCGAGGUUAACGACAAAGCCGUGGGCUACUGGCUUAUUGGAAGUGCCGUGAGCGUCUUCGGCAUCGUGAUCUGGGGUGGACUGACCAGAUUGACCGAGUCUGGUCUGAGCAUUACAGAAUGGAGGCCCGUCACAGGUUCACUGCCACCCAUGUCCGACGCCGACUGGCAGUCUGAAUUCGACAAGUACCGCGCUUCUCCGGAGUACAAGCUGCUCAACCCCCACAUGGACCUCGCCGAGUUCAAGAAGAUCUACUUCAUGGAGUGGGCGCACCGCUUGUGGGGCCGUGUCAUCGGCCUCUCGUUCGUGCUUCCGACGAUCUACUUCAUCGCUCGCCGUCGAGUGACCCCGCGGAUGGCUGCCAACUUGGUCGGUAUAUCUGGCCUGAUCGGUUUCCAGGGCUUUAUCGGAUGGUGGAUGGUCAAAUCUGGGCUGAAGGACGAUCUCUUUGCCCCUGGAUCUCACCCGCGUGUCAGCCAGUACCGGUUGACCGCGCAUCUUGCCACGGCCUUCGUCUGCUACGGCUGGAUGCUCUUGUCUGGUCUCGGUGUGCUCCGAACACACCGACUCCUUCGCGACCCCGAAGGUGCUGCCAAGACCUUUGCUGCGCUGAAGUCGCCCACGCUGAGGACCCUCCGGGGCUCCGUUGCUGCUUUGACCGUGCUCAUCUUCACCACCGUGCUCUCGGGCGCCCUCGUUGCGGGCCUCGACGCCGGUCUUAUCUACAACGAGUUCCCGAAGAUGGGCACCGGGUAUGCGCCGCCAAAGUCAGAGCUCUUCGACAAGUUCUAUUGCCGUAAGGAGGAUGGAUCCGACCUGUGGUGGCGCAACAUGCUAGAGAACCCCUCGCUUGUCCAGCUCGAUCAUCGUAUCCUCGCCACGACGACCUUCACCGCUGUGUGUGUUCUGUUUGCCUAUGGCCGGACUGGCAGGAUCAAAGCCGCGAUGCCUAGGAACGUGCGCAAGGGCGUCAACGGCCUGAUGCAUCUCGUUUUGCUGCAGGCUACUCUGGGUAUCACGACGCUAUGGUACAUGGUUCCGAUUUACCUUGCGGCCGCCCACCAGGCCGGCGCCCUCGCUCUGUUGACAGGGGCGUUGGUCCUUGGCCAUCGCCUGCGGGUGCCGAAGGCUACACAGGCCCUGGUGCGAAAGGCCCUGCAGAAUCCCCACAGGAUACAAGCCGAGGCGAUUGGCUCGAAGCUGGUGAAGAAGCUUACCGAGAACAAGGCCGUCUAGAUCCCGUGAGCCGAAGAGUCAUGGACAGACAGCGUCAGACCUUCCAAGUCUGUGCACGUACAACGUGGUAUGUACGGCUGUUGUACAAUUGCAUAUAGAGAUACUAUACCCCUAACGUCGUCUGGAUUGGGACGGCUUGUAAAUCUAGCUCCUUGAAAUACAAGAAACUCGACUCUAUCAGCUCGCUAAGGCGGGGAGACGACAACUAGGCUCAGGUUUGACUCGGGGAUUAGGUUGAAGUUUGCCGUUUGCCACUCAGGCUGUCGACGUUGAUACAAUAGUCGCAGGUACCGCCAAUCCCCACUUAUGAUGUCAAAGGCUGGAAUUUUCAGGCGAGCAAGAGCGCUAACGGUCCAUAUCAGGCCAUCGUCAUACUGGCUCGGUGGAUGACGGGCAGGGCUGACCAGCCUUGCAUGCAGGUUGUGGCGAGCUAAGGCCAUUGUCGUAGGAUUGUGUGCUCGCCUUGCAAAAAGCAAAGCCCGGC